Molecule: messenger RNA, 973 nt
Organism: Drosophila innubila
Lineage: Eukaryota; Metazoa; Arthropoda; Insecta; Diptera; Drosophilidae
Gene: U2A
Product: probable U2 small nuclear ribonucleoprotein A'
Exons: 1
Coding region: 130-915 (261 amino acids)
Biological process (GO): mRNA splicing, via spliceosome
Cellular component (GO): U2 snRNP
Molecular function (GO): protein binding; U2 snRNA binding
Source: RefSeq, a predicted model, not a curated record
UGACAACAGUGGCAACAACUCGCGUCGGCUUUGACUGUAUUUUUGUGGAGGAAUUAAGUGAAAAAUAAAAACAACGCAGCUGCAUUUACAAAUAAAUAUAAUAGUUAACUUAAAUCCCGCCCUGUCGAGAUGGUGAAGCUAACGCCCGAGUUGAUAAACCAAUCCAUGCAAUAUAUAAACCCAUGCCGUGAACGGGAACUGGAUUUGCGCGGCUACAAGAUUCCACAAAUCGAAAAUUUGGGUGCCACAUUGGAUCAGUUCGACACGAUUGAUUUGUCGGAUAAUGAUUUGCGUAAACUGGACAAUCUACCUCACUUGCCGCGAUUGAAGUGCUUACUGUUGAACAACAAUCGCAUCUUGCGCAUCAGUGACGGUCUGGAGGAAGUGGUGCCGAAUCUGAACUCCAUUAUAUUAACAGGCAAUAAUCUGCAGGAACUGAGUGACUUGGAGCCGCUUACAGGAUUCAAGAAACUUGAGACAAUAUGUCUGCUCAUCAAUCCGGUGUCGACAAAGCAAAACUACCGAGAGUACAUGGCUUACAAGUUUCCACAGUUGCGAUUGCUGGAUUUCCGAAAGAUCAAGCAAAAAGACAGACAGGCGGCACAGGAAUUCUUCCGCUCCAAGCAGGGCAAGGAGAUGCUCAAGGAGGUGACCAAAAAGUCCAAGUUAAGUGCGGCUGCGGCUCUGGCGGCUGAGGCAACAAACGGCAAAGCAGCCACAGAUGGAGGACGCUUUGCCAAUCCGGAGGAUAUGCAGCGCAUACGGGAAGCCAUCAAGCGCGCAAGCUCCUUGGCGGAAGUGGAAAGACUGUCACAGAUAUUACAGAGUGGUCAACUGCCCGAUAAAUUCCAGCACGAGUUAACCCAAAACGGACACAACGGUGAAGCCACUCCGGCCGUGGCAAUGGAAUACUAGAACGUCGACUACCUUAUAAGUGUAGAACAAUAUUUUAAUAAAACUGAAAAUGAAUGAA